Orcinus orca (killer whale) is the source of this 4942-nucleotide messenger RNA. RefSeq names its product taspase 1 (gene TASP1). The transcript is spliced from 14 exons. Gene Ontology annotation, biological process: protein maturation. Lineage: Eukaryota; Metazoa; Chordata; Mammalia; Artiodactyla; Delphinidae. The record is from RefSeq and is a predicted model, not a curated record. The coding region runs from base 1514 to 2848 and encodes 444 amino acids. Gene Ontology annotation, molecular function: threonine-type endopeptidase activity.
UUAGGGCUUGAUUUAUGUAGAGUUAAUUUUUGUAUAUGGUGUGCAGUCCAACUUUAUUCUUUUGCAUGUGGCUCUCCAGUUUUCCCAGCACCAUUUGUUGAAAAGUCCUUUUUCCAUUGAAUGGCCUUGGCACCCUUUUCAAAAACCAGUUGAUCGGAAACACAUAGAUUAUCAUUUUCUUAACUAUUUCUCUAUGUUGGGUAUUUAAGUUGCUCCCAGAUUUUUGUUUUUCUAAAUUAUCCUAUGUUAAACACAGCAUAAAAGGCAUAAAACCUUUUCUGUAUUUAAAAUUAUUUUGGUAGAAAAUAUUCUCAGAAGUGGAAUUACUGGGUCAAAGAUGAAAUAAGUAUGUUUUGGAGCUCAUUUAAUGAGGUAUUAAACCUUCAAUCUCAUGAUGUUAAGAGCAACAAAAUGCUUCUUUAUUCAUCAGUUGCUAUAGCUUAAGGGCUGGAUUUCUCUAAAAGCCUUUCUCUUAAGAUGAAUGGAUUCCAUGACUUCCUUCCUCCUUCAAUUGCUUCUAAAAGACUAAGUAAAUCUACAGUGAAAAACUUCAACACCAGAGGGAAACGGGACAUGUGGUAGUGUUCUAAAUGGCUUAAUGGAAAAAAAAAAAUAGUGUCAUCACAUGCAGUAGGAAAAUGAAACAAUCUUUGAGAGAAAUAGAGUCAAGAUUUAGACCUUAAAUCAGUGCCAUAAAAGUCCCUGAAGCAAAGAAAGUGUUUUAUUCUGAGUUUCUCUUCUGCCCUUGAUAAUCAAGUUAAUUUACAUUCAUCUUGGUCCCAGAGACAGAGAACUUAAAUCUUCUCUUUUUAGUAAAUAGUACCCACUUAAAAAAAAAUUCAAAUAUGAGAUGUUAUUAGGAGAAAAAUCAAUUUUCCCUUUCAUCCUUGCCCCUCCCUCUUCUCCAGUCUCCCUGUACUCUUUAGAGGAAUCCAUGGUAGUAUUAUUUGUGUCUAUAUAGACUAGUUCAUAUAUAAAGUAUCUCUGGGGAGCGGGUAUAUACAAAAUUAUAUAUGUUAAGGCUCUUGGUACUUUCUGACACAUUCCUUUUCAAAACGGGUACAUCAGUUUAUGAUGGCAAUACAUUGCUAAUUAGAUUUCUUUCUUCUUUUUUCUUGUAUUUCUUUGAAUAUUCUUUCUUUAAUAUUGGAUAUCCAGUUUAUAUUUCUUUUUUUAUGUAUUGCCUGCUCAUGUCUUUUGGCAUGCUGUUUGUCUUGAUUAGCAUUGUCCUUUAUGAGAUUUAUUUUGGCAGCCUUUUGUAGAUGGUUGUUUUAUGACAGCCUGGAUUUGGGGAGAAAAGUUAAUAUGCUUUUUGUAAUGCUUAUGCUAAGAGGUAUGUGAGCUGAACAAGGGUCAAGGCAGUAGGGAGAAGGAAGUUAAAUGCUUGAGAAGAAAUCUAUAGGAUUUGGAAACUGGGCGCAGUCCAAGAUGACUACAAGAGUAAUUCCUCUCCUGCAGUUACUUUUGGAUGGAAGUAUGCUCUUUUCCCAGUAGAAGAUGGUGAUCUUGGAGAAUGACCAUGGAGAAGGGGAUGAGUUCUGGAGAAGGACUACCUUCCAGAUCAUCUCAGGUUUCGGCUGUUAAAAUAACAGCUAAAGAGCUGGAAACAAAGCAGCCCCAUAAAGAGAAGCGAGGGGGCUUUGUGUUGGUGCAUGCAGGUGCAGGUUAUCAUUCUGAAUCCAAAGCCAAGGAAUAUAAACACGUAUGCAAACGAGCUUGUCAGAAGGCAAUUGAAAAGCUACAGGCUGGUGCCCUUGCAACAGAUGCAGUGACUGCAGCCCUCGUGGAACUUGAGGAUUCUCCUUUUACAAAUGCAGGAAUGGGAUCUAAUCUAAAUCUCCUGGGUGAAAUUGAGUGUGAUGCCAGCAUAAUGGAUGGAAAAUCCCUGAAUUUUGGAGCUGUUGGAGCACUGAGUGGAAUCAAGAACCCAGUCUCAGUUGCAAACAGACUCUUGUGUGAAGGGCAGAAGGGCAAGCUCUCAGCCGGCCGAAUUCCUCCCUGCUUUUUAGUUGGAGAAGGAGCCUACAGAUGGGCAGUAGAUCAUGGAAUACCCUCUUGCCCUCCUAACAUCAUGACCACAAGAUUCAGUUUAGCUGCAUUUAAAAGAAACAAGAGGAAACUAGAGCUGGCAGAAAGGGUGGAAACAGAUUUCAUUCAACUAAAGAAAAGAAGACAAUCAAGUGAAAAGGAGAAUGACUCAGGCACUUUGGACACGGUGGGCGCUGUGGUCGUGGACCAUGAAGGGAACGUGGCUGCCGCCGUCUCCAGUGGAGGCUUGGCCUUGAAACAUCCAGGGAGAGUGGGGCAGGCUGCUCUUUAUGGAUGUGGCUGCUGGGCUGAAAAUACUGGAGCUCAUAAUCCCUACUCCACAGCUGUGAGUACCUCAGGAUGUGGAGAGCAUCUUGUGCGCACCAUACUGGCUAGAGAAUGUUCACACGCUUUACAAGCUGAAGAUGCCCACCAAGCUCUCCUGGAAACUAUGCAAAACAAGUUUAUCAGCUCACCUUUCCUGGCCAGCGAAGACGGCGUGCUCGGAGGAGUGAUUGUCCUCCGAUCCUGCAGAUGCUCUGCAGAGCCUAACUCCUCCCCAAAUAAGCAGACGCUUCUGGUGGAAUUUCUGUGGAGCCACACGACGGAGAGCAUGUGUGUUGGAUAUAUGUCAGCCCAGGAUGGGAAGGCCAAGAAAUGUUCCUGUUAUCCCUGCUGGUGGCCUGUGGAAGACACCUUGCUAUUUAACAUGAAAUAUGGGAGGAAAGAGAGUGGAGAGUCCUGCCUUAAGCCCAAAGAUAUUUGGCUUCCAGUUGCAUCGCUUGACAUCUGGUGGACGUGGUUUUCAUAUUGCUGGUAAAUUCUCCAGCUGUUGGUAUUGAUGGGCCAACAGAUACAGCUGCUCCUCUUGCCUCACUUGUAAAUUAUGUGUUUGACCUUCCUUGCAGAGAGUUCAUCCCUUUCCCUUUCUUCCUCCUUUGAGCCUGUGGCAACAAAUGCUUUCCCCCAAAAAACCAACCAAACAAAAAAACCCCAAAACACUAAAGCUUUGGUUGCUGAAUUCUAUUGAUAAAAAACAAACAAACAUCUCUUCUGUCAUAAAGCUUGGAAUUUUAUUGUAUUGCAAGUAUGACAAAGUUAUAGAUGACAAGCUGAGCUCAAAAGAGGAAAGAGGGGCUAUAGCAAAGUUUAUAUUCUUUUUAAGAGAGUAAGCCUUUGGCCUACCCCCUGGUUUCCUGAUUUCUGUGAAAGAAUUAUUGAAUUAGUGGCAUACCCAUUCAAGCAUGAUGAUGGGUUUGUGAAACAUGCUCUCAUAUGAUAUUGCAAACCACAGUAGCAAAAUGAGAAAGAAGGCAUCUUUAUUUUAUUUUACUUUAUUUUAUUUUUGGCCGUACCAUGUGGCAUGCAAGAUCCUAGUUCCCUGACCAGGGAUCGAACCCAUGCCCCCUGCAGUGGAAACACGGAGUCUUAACCACUGGACCGCCAGGGAAGUCCCAGAAGACCUCUUCAAAAAUUGAAACAACAUUUUUUUUAAAUUUAAAAACUACUUCUGAAAAGUUUUUUUUUUGUUUUUAAUUUGCCCUGCUUUCCAAAAAUUGCCUUCUUUCUGCUUGUUACCAAACUCAGAAACUAAAGCCACCUGGCCAUUUGAACAUUUUAUAUAAGCUAACUAUGUUUAAUCCAGGUUAAUACCUUGAAUUAAAGUUCACCUCAAAAUUGUACUGCUUCAAAAAGGCUGGAUAAUAACUAAUAUCAUUAUAACCAGAAUCCAUAUGUAAUUUGAAUAAAUAGAGGUAGGUUCUUUUAUAAGUUUCUUUCUUUUUUUUUUUAAUAGAAUGCUCUUGUAGUUGUAUCCCUUAAUUUAAUUUCUAAACCCCUUCUGUAGCAUGAGUUAAAGAGAUUUCUUUUUAUUGAACCAAAAUUAGGGCAUUGAUACCAGUUGGAUUUAAAAAUCAGAUUGCCUGUAUCCUACCCAAGAUAGCAGACUGUUAAUGAAUGGUUUUUAAUAAACACCCAGUGUGUAUGGACUACUAUAAUAAAAACAGAUGUUAACAUUGGCAUGGAACUUAUUCAGGUAUAAUAAGUGAAACCUAGGUUUCUUUUCCUAUGUAGAGGUCGUUUUUUAUAACACAGUGAAAAUACUGUUAUAAAAAUUAAUCCUUGAGGAGGAGCAGGCUAUUUUAUGGUCGUAAGGUGUUUCCUCACAGAUUCUUAUUAGUUACAGGGGAAAAUAAUAAGUAUAUUAUGGAGAAACCAGGCAAUAACUUGACCAUGUGAUCAAAACUAAUGUCGUGAGUGAGGGGCAGAUGGACAUAUCAUGUGCCUCUGGAUGUGAGAAAGACACAACAUCACUUUUGCAGUAUCCCAUCUGGAAGUGCACAGACUGAAUCUAACCACAAGGAAACAUCAGACAAAUUGAAAAUGAAGAACAUUCUAGGAAGAAAGAAAAAGGGGACUAUAUUCUUCAAAAAUGUCAAUGUCAUAAAAGACAAAGGCUGAGGAAAUGUUCCAGAUUAAACAAUGUUAAAGAGUCGUGACAACUAGUAUAUGCAAUAACUGAUCCUAGGCUGGAUCCUAUAUGGGAGGGGAAAAAUGCCAAAAAUGUAUUUUUAGGUCAAUUUGCAAAAUGGGAUAUAGAUAGUAGAAAAUGUUGUAUCAUUUUAAAAUGUACUUGUUAUAACUGUACUGUGGUAUGCAGGGAAAUAUUCUUACCUUUAGUACAAACUGAAGUGUUCGGAGGUAAAGGGCCAUAAUUCUACAAUAUCUUCUCAGGGGUUCAGAAAAUAAUAUUAUGUGGAUGGAUGGGUGGAUAGAUGGAUAGAUAGAUAGCAGAUUACAAAGCAAACGGAGGAAAAUGUUAGCAAUGGGUGAAGCUGGGUAAAGGAUGUAUGGGUGUCCCUUGAACUAUUCUGUAAUUUUGAAAUUAUUUUCAAAUAAAAAGUUUUUAAAAACA